This is a messenger RNA of Centropristis striata (black sea bass), 3112 nucleotides long. RefSeq names its product GTPase IMAP family member 8-like. The record is from RefSeq and is a predicted model, not a curated record. Gene Ontology annotation, molecular function: GTP binding. Bases 119 to 1495 code for a protein of 458 amino acids. Lineage: Eukaryota; Metazoa; Chordata; Actinopteri; Perciformes; Serranidae. The transcript is spliced from 5 exons.
AUUUCCUCUGGACUCAGUAACUCUCUGCUCUCAGACAGUGUGUGACGUCAGAGCAGAACUACAUGAUCAAACCAACAAUGUGGAACUGAUUCCUCAGCACGCUUCAAGUUGUUCAAACAUGGAUCCUGUUCCAGAUCUGACCAUCGUCCUCCUGGGAAACUCCGGAGUCGGUAAGAGUGCUUCAGGAAACACCAUCCUGGGCCGAGAAGAGUUUGAGUCCAAACGAUCCUUCAAAGCUGUGACGACACAGAUCUGUGAUAAAACUAAGACUGUGUUUGGGAAACAGAUCCGAGUGGUGGACACUCCAGGAAUAUUUGGAUCUGAGGAACAGAUUGGGACCUGGUGUCAGGAGCAUCUGCAGUCCGGCAGACCCUGUUUGUUCCUGGUGGUGGUUAAAAUAGAUCGAUUCACCACCGAGCAGAAGAACGCUGUGGAGGCAGCUCUCAGAGUCAUCGGAGGUCAGAAGAACAACACCUUCCUGCUCUUCUCUUCAGGAGAUGCUUUAGAUAACAGUUCAUUAGAUGAUUUCAUCAACGACGAUCCAGAAGGCCCACUUCUACCGGUGGUUAAAAGCUUUGAAAGAAGAUAUCAUGCCUUCAACAAUAAAGAUGGAGGACAGCAACAAGUCAGAGAGCUGCUGGAGAAGUCAGGUCACCUCAGAGUGGAAACCAGCACCAGAGCUGAACUGAGCCCUCCGUCUGUCCAAACACGGAGCCACCGGGCCAGUGAAAUUGAUCCUGGAGAGCUGGUCAGGAGGAGGAUGGUGCUGCUCGGUCUACCUGGAGGAGGGAAGAGUUCAUCGGGGAACACCAUCCUGGGAUCAGAUCAGUUUGAACCAGGCUGUGACUUUGAUCCUGUCACUACAGAGACUGGAUCAAAGUCUGCAGUGGUGGAGGGUCGAAGUGUCACAGUGGUCGAUACUCCAGGAAUCACUAACGAAGUUCUGACUCCCAAAAAGCUGUUCCUGGAGAUCAAGAAGUCCAUAGCUGAGGGCGGUCCAGGUCCACAUGCCUUCAUGAUUGUGGUCAGAAUCGGCAGAAUCACCAAAGCAGACGUUACACUGUUUCAGUUAGUGCCAAAAUUGUUAGGCAGUGAUGCUGCUAAGUACGCAAUGGUCCUGUUCACUCAUGGAGACGGAUUAAAAAAAAAGUCCAUUGAGGAGUUGAUCAACACCAACAAACAUGUGUCUGACCUGGUCACCUUGUGUGGUGGUAGAUUCUGUGUGUUAGACAACAACCAGAGAGGAAACAGGCAGCAGGUUAGAGAGCUUCUGGGUAAAAUAGACAAGAUGGUGGCAGCUAGUGGGACAGAGCACUACACCUCUGAGAUGUUUAAGAAGGCUCAGACUGGCCAAAUGUAUCUAUAUGUAAAGUGGGAGGAUGUACGUGAGUGGUUUGAAAGGCUGCUCAAGGAAAUUGAGGAAUUGAGAAAGGAAGAUUUCAAAUUUUGGGGCAAGAAAAAAAAAGAGUGUGAAAUGGCCCGGAUUAGUGCGUAGACUUGGAAACGUUGGGAGUUGAAGUCUUGGAUGGAGGUGUGUUUGGGGGAUGGGACUAUUGUUUAAAGGUAAAGCGACCUUUCUUGAGACUAUAUGAUUCUCAGAUGAAAGCCUAACAGUGAGUCUUCCACAUUUUACAGUUUGACCUCAUAAAAUAGCUGCAGUUAUAGUUACAGGGCCUUGGGCUGUGGUGUAAACGAAGGCCACUUUUCCAUCAAAUACACUGAUCUUAAUUGUCCAAAAAUGACCUCUGUCCUUGUUAAAAGUCCGGUUCCUUUGGGUUGUCAGAGAUGCCUAUUUUGCAGAUGGAGCGUUUCUUCCUCUGUCUGAAUCCUCGUACAACUUUGGCUCUCUCAAUCAGAAGCUUUUGGUGUCCCAGUAUAGCCAUAUAUGGAAACGAACUUUAACGUUAGCCUUAUCUUUUGUCUUUUAAUACCAUGUCCUUGGGAUGAUCUGGUCAGAGCUGACUCAGCUGUAUCCAUGUGUGCUGUUAAUGGCACUAAAAUAGACAACUUUCAAUUGAAGCCAUCUGAAGGCUUGUGAGGUCAAGCAUCGGAGAAUUAGGUUCAUCAAGACAUGUCACAUUGAUGUUUAAUGUAAAUAAAAUCAGUUAAUUUUUUAAUUAGUUAGUUUAGUUGUUAAGUUUUUUCGGUCGACUACUCCUCCAUGAGUUUUGGUCACAUACACUAAAAAGGUAUCAAAUCUCCCGGCUCGGCCAUGACAAGUGUGCUAUGACUUUUCUAAGAGUUUCACCAAGCGGUUUUCAAAUUAUUCGGCAAAAACACGCCAAAAAAUCCCCCCAAUGUAACCCUAUGGAGAGGCUAGAAUGGAUGACAUCAUCACUAGUGUGCAGAGGGAGAGAAAAAUUUGUCAAAAAAUAAAUUAGUAAACUGCGUUCGAGGCCGCAGAUACCACUCUACAGAAAUAAUUUAUAGAUAUAAACGUAGUAAAAUGUGUCUUCUCCCUCUAAUUGGUGUGGUAAAGCUGUCAGAGUUCUAGUUUGAUCCACCAACACCACCCACAGCCCCAUAGACUGCCAUGGGAAAAAGGAGGGUACAUUUCUGGAGGAAAGCAGAGCUACCAGUUUCUUCUGAUCGCUCUAAAAAACUAUUUCUUCUUUUUUCUUCACAAAACACAUAUGUAGACGUUGAGGAAGAACUGAGGAUGCUCAAAGUGAAGUCGGAUCACUGAUAGGAGCUACGGAUUGAAAAUUAAAAUGGUUUUUGUUGGAGGAGAACUUCCAGCUGUUUUUCUGUCUCAGUGGCGUCAAAUGUCACAGGAGCAGCUGAUUUCAGUUGAUUGCUCUGCUCUGAUUGGUGGCCGCCACCUGGCCCUGGUUGCUAGGCUACCAGAGCCGUUGUUCAUUUUAUCUUUUAUUUUUUAACUGCUUUUUGAGAUGUUCAUAUACAACAAUAUAAUUUGUCGAUCUCUGAACUGCUGACACAUUUAUAAUGCAUAAAAGAUCCUCUGUCAAAGUAUGAUAAAUAAUUCAAAAGCAUCUGAAACAUGAUUUCUGAAUCUGUAUAAGGUGUUCUGUUGAUUCUGAUAUGUUGAUAAUCUGUUGAUCAGUUUGUUUAUUUCAUUUCAUACUAAUAAACACAGAUGUAUAUCCACCCA